Schistocerca nitens (vagrant locust) is the source of this 2648-nucleotide messenger RNA. RefSeq names its product D-2-hydroxyglutarate dehydrogenase, mitochondrial (gene D2hgdh). The coding region runs from base 259 to 1800 and encodes 513 amino acids. NCBI's taxonomy places the organism in Eukaryota, Metazoa, Arthropoda, Insecta, Orthoptera, Acrididae. The transcript is spliced from 8 exons. Gene Ontology annotation, molecular function: catalytic activity; FAD binding. The record is from RefSeq and is a predicted model, not a curated record. Gene Ontology annotation, cellular component: mitochondrion.
AUGCGGUAUCAAGGCUGAAAAUGAGAUAACCACACUUUACGCAAAUAGGCAGAAGUUAAAGAGCGUUCGUGCGUGUUGGGAAGUAAGGAUAUGUAGGAAAAUAAAGUAGGUUAUGUGUGCGUUUGUUAUCGGCUUGUAGUGUAGCUUAUAAACAACUCACAGACAACGGGCAGUUGCCAAAGUGAAAGGUGUUAAUGACAGAAAGGUGAUAAUAUCUGCUCGUCCUCCAGCAGGGUUGCAAGAAUACGAAAGGCCACCAUGCAUAUCCAGAUGGCUGCUCGCUUCUUGUUGGUGCGCAGCUCUCCCAGCAGGGUCAUUUCAGUGAGCCAGACAAGGCAUCUCUCUACCAAAGCUGCACAGUCUGUUGAACUGACUUCAGAAAGAUACCCAGAUGUCAGAAGAGGAAAUUUUAGUAAACUCAAUCCAGGGCAUAUUAGUUUCUUUGAGAGCAUUCUAGGGAAAAACCGUGUCUUAACUGAUCGAGCUGAUGUAGAGAGUUACAAUGUGGACUGGAUGAAGAUGGUUAGAGGAGCUAGUGAAGUUGUAUUAAAACCAAAGACAACAGAAGAAGUUUCCAAAAUUUUGAAGUUCUGCAAUGAGGAGAACUUGGCUGUUUGUCCUCAAGGGGGCAAUACUGGUCUUGUAGGAGGAAGUGUCCCAGUUUUUGAUGAAGUUAUUCUCUCUACUACCCUUAUGAACGAAAUAAUAAGUAUUGAUGAAGUUUCAGGUGUCCUUGUUUGUCAAGCUGGUUGUAUCUUAGAAGUUCUGGAUAAUUAUUUAUCAGAAAGAGGUCUUAUCAUGCCUCUUGACUUAGGAGCCAAAGGCAGCUGUAACAUUGGAGGAAAUGUUUCUACUAAUGCUGGAGGCAUAAGGCUCAUACGUUAUGGAAGUUUACAUGGUAGCGUACUUGGUAUUGAAGCUGUGAAAGCUGAUGGAGAGGUCAUUGAUUGCCUGAGUACUCUUAAGAAAGAUAAUACAGGUUACCAUUUGAAACAUUUAUUUAUUGGAUCUGAAGGAACUUUAGGUGUUGUGACUAAGGUAGCCAUACAUUGCCCACCAGCCCCAAAAGCUAUCAACCUUGCUUUUCUAGGUUUACAAACUUUUGAAGAUGUUCUUAAAACACUCCAACUUGCAAAACACUCGCUUGCUGAAAUUUUGUCAUCUUGUGAAAUGAUGGAUAACCCAACAAUGCAGGCAGUUACACAGAAUCUGAAACUUAAGUGUCCUGUAGAGGAAUAUCCAUUCUACAUGCUGAUAGAAACUUCAGGCAGUGACUCAAAACAUGAUGAAGAGAAAUUAUCAAAAUUCUUGGAGGAGGCUAUGUCAAGCAACUUGGUCCGUGAUGGGACGCUCACCAGUGAACCUUCCAGAAUCAAGCAAUUAUGGCAGCUGCGUGAGCGUGUGGCAGAAGGACUAGUACAUGAUGGAUAUGUCUACAAAUAUGAUAUCUCAUUACCAUCUAAGAUGUUCUACGCUGCUGUUCCCAAAGUAGCAGAAAUGUUGAGAGAGACAAAAGCUAUGAGAGUGACUGGAUACGGACAUGUUGGUGAUGGAAAUUUGCAUCUCAAUGUGACUUCCAAGCAGUAUGAGCAUGAUCUUGACUCUCUAAUAGAGUCAUAUGUUUUCAAAUGGACAUCACAGGUACGAGGAAGUAUAUCGGCAGAACAUGGUAUUGGCUUCAAGAAACCAAAGGUAAUGCAUUAUUCCAAGUCACAGAGUGCCAUUGGGUUAAUGCAGCAGAUAAAGAAACUUAUGGAUCCCAAAGGCAUUUUAAAUCCGUACAAGGUGCUUCCAGAAUGAGCUGAGCUAGGCAGACAGUAUCCUCAUGUUUUUGUGAAAUGUUUUCAGAUAUACUGAUUCACAUUUAUAUAACAACCUGAAAAUAUCUUUUAAUGUGUGCGGUUAAUUUUUAUUUAACUAAGACCUAUAAAAAAAAUUCUGAUUCAAUUGUGUGAAUAGUGAAUACCAUUGACUGAAGAAAACAAAGGAACUUACCAACAAUAAAAUCAAAGAUUUUGUAAUGAGAUAAGUACUUAAACAGCAAUGCUGUUUCUUCUGAGGUUGCUGUCAUAUUUAUUUUAUUAAGACCAUUUAUGACAGAAGCAGAAGAGAUGAUGUUGCUUGCAAUAAAUGCACUUAUGUUUUGAUAAGACCAAUUUAUAUUUGAGAAUUUUAUUCUGGAGAAAUGAAAUGAACUGUAACAAAUAACUAGUACAAAAGAUGUUCUUACUAGUUAAAGUGAUUCUUUAGACACAAGUGGUACAUUCUAUAACCCCUGAAGAAGUGUAAGAAUGAAUAUGCAAUAAUGAUCACUGAUAAGAAUUAUAUCUAUUAUUUACAACUAGAUUUAAAUUGUUAUUUGCUCAAAUAAUAGCAUAUUUACAAAAUAGUAAUAAUAGUCCUGAAAGUAUUGUUCAGUGAAACAAAUAAAUAUUUUGGGGGACACAGUGUCAAAAUUCACUUUCAUAAAAAGGAUACUUACUCAUAAAUAAUGUCUAAGCUAGUCAUUUCGUGUAUCUUUGCUGUUAAUCAUCAUUGAUAAUCAACUAAGACUGUUAGUAGCAUUUUGUUUAUGAAUGCACUUACUCCUGAGAACAUGUAUAUUGUAAACAUACAAAGUGAAAUAUUUAAUUUUAUAUCAUGUAUAU